Ipomoea triloba (trilobed morning glory) is the source of this 2154-nucleotide messenger RNA. Its product is annotated as L-type lectin-domain containing receptor kinase IX.1-like. Gene Ontology annotation, molecular function: protein kinase activity; ATP binding; carbohydrate binding. Gene Ontology annotation, biological process: protein phosphorylation. NCBI's taxonomy places the organism in Eukaryota, Viridiplantae, Streptophyta, Magnoliopsida, Solanales, Convolvulaceae. The coding region runs from base 1 to 2154 and encodes 717 amino acids. The transcript has a single exon. Gene Ontology annotation, cellular component: plasma membrane. The record is from RefSeq and is a predicted model, not a curated record.
AUGGCAACAGCUUCCCUGUGCAGAUUAUUCUUGAAUAUCUUCCCCUUUCUAUUCCUUCUGCUUGCCUCUUUAGUGUGUUCGCUCUCAUUUGAUCUUCCCAGUAUCGGUCCUGGUGAUGCAAAUGUGCGCAUCAAACUCGAAGGGAAUGCAUCUAUCACAGACCAGGGCAUCCAACUCACACCAAAUGAACCCGAAUUGGAGUUGAUGAGGAACAAAGCCAGUCGAGCAACGUAUGUGGAACCGUUGCACCUAUGGGACAGGGCUUCUGGAGAUUUAGCUGAUUUUACCACCAAUUUCAUUUUCACCAUCAGCUCAGAUGGUAGCAAUAAUGGCUAUGCUGAUGGACUAGCAUUUUUCUUGGCCAAUUUUUCCACUCCAUUGAAUGUAACUCUCACUCAGGGUGGCGGUCUUGGCCUUAUGAAUGAGACUCAAUCAACCCCGCCAGAUCCUUUCGUUGCUGUGGUGUUCGAUACGUUCUCACACCAGACCAAUCAAGCUCAGACGAAUGUGCGUAUCAACAUCAAUUCCAUGUUAGAACCUGUUACAAUCAAACCAUGGCUGAAUGAAAUUCCACUAGGGAUGUCCAAUACUGCUUCCAUAACUUAUAUUGCUAGUUCCAAGAUUCUCCAAGUUAAUUUUACAGGAUCCUGGAAAGGCAAUUACCAGACAGACAGCCUUAGCUAUAAGGUUGAUCUGACAAAAAUCUUGCCCGAAUUCGUUAGCGUUGGCUUCUCAGCUGCAACAGGAUGGUUCUUCGAGAAAAACACCGUCAGCUCGUGGCAGUUCGAUUCCACUCCACUGUGGCCGAACAAUGUUUCUGCCUCUCAAGCUCCAAAAAUAAGUCCUCCUCAACAACAAUACACGGUUCCUGCUCCAGGUCCCGGCACUAGCAUGGUCUCAAAAGGAAGAAAACUUAAGAAAGGACUAGUGAUAGCAGGAUCGAGUAUUGGUGUCCUGGUUUUCAUUGCAGUGCUGUCUAUAGCCAUCUCUGCCUAUUUUAAGAAGCGGGGAGCGAAAAGAAACAAUCAUCAGAUUAUUCUUGGAGCGGCAAUGGAGGGGGAAUUCGAAAUGGCUGGCUAUGGACCUAAGAAUUUCUCAUACAGUGAAUUGGCAUCUGCAACUGACAACUUCUCAGAGGAGCAUAAGCUGGGAGAAGGGGGGUUUGGUGGGGUUUAUAGUGGUUUCUUAAGGGACUUGAACUUGGAUGUGGCUGUGAAGAGAGUAUCUAGCCAGUCCAAACAAGGGAUUGAGGAAUACACAUCAGAAGUAAAGAUCAUCAGCCAAUUGAGACAUAGAAAUUUGGUGCCACUUCACGGUUGGUGUCAUGAGAAUGGGGAGCUAUUACUUGUUUAUGAAUACAUGCCAGGAGGCAGUUUAGACUCCCAUCUCUUCAAGAGAAAGUCACCUUUGAAUUGGAGGCUUAGGUAUAAAAUUGCACAAGGCUUAGCCUCAGCUUUGUCCUAUCUGCAUGAAGAUUGGGAACAAUGUGUGUUGCACAGGGACAUUAAGUCCAGUAAUGUCCUAUUGGAUUCAAGCUUCAACGCUAGACUUGGUGAUUUCGGGUUGGCCUGGUUGGUUGACCACGAACAAACACCCGAGAAAACCUACUUAGGAGGUACGCCAGGGUACGUAGCUCCAGAAUGUCACAUCACGUUCAAGACCAGCAAAGAGUCAGAUGUCUUCAGCUUCGGAGUGGUGGCACUGGAAAUAGCAUGCGGACGAAAAGCAAUUCUUGCCAACAAAAGAGAAGACAGGAAAAGCUUGGUGGAUUGGGUGUGGGAUUUAUACGGAAUGGGAAGGCUACUCGAAGCUGCAGAUCCUAAAUUAUGCGGAAACUUUGAAGAGCAGGAAAUGGAGCGACUAAUGAUUAUCGGGCUCUGGUGUGCUCACCCAGAUAGUAACUCUCGCCCCAAAAUAAGCCUAGCUUUACAUUGCCUGAAAUUCCAAGUGCAAUUGCCCAUCCUUCCAGAAAAGAUGCCCAAACCAGUUUACUCAUCAUCUCUUCCCAAUGCUCUAUCCUUUCCAGGUUCCCAUUUCUCUGGAAUCAAAAAUGUUGAGAUACAGGAGUUUGAAUACCCUUCCAGUUCCAGCCAAAACUCACGUUUCACUUCAUCUUCAGCGUCUGCAGGCUCUUCACUCCCGUAUACCAUCUGA